AUGAAAUCAGUGUGGGCAACAGUCACCGACCAAAGGUUUAGUCUUGCCUAAUUCAAGCCUGUUGUCAUUUGCUCUUUGCGUCAUCUUGCUGUAGUUGCACAAAGAGACUGGAUUCAGCACCAACUGAUCUUUGAAAACACAGAAGCCAAGAAUGGACUCAAAGCAGCUCCUGAUUCUGCUCCUCGUGCUGACUGUCUGUCCGAGGGCAACGUCAGAAUUACAGCCUCCCUGUCCGUACACAUGUCACUGUUUCACCACGAGCCAGAUUCUGUGUGCAGAAGAACGGAUGGCAUCUCUGCCCAGUAACAUGUCCAAGCAGGUCAAGGAGUUUAUUGUCAUGACAUCAUCUGUAGCAUAUCUGUUCCCGAACAGUCUCGAUGGAUGCCCCCAGCUCACCAAGCUAGUCUUCUUAAACAACGCUUUGCGAAGUAUCCACGUUCGAGCAUUUGAGAAUCUGACUGAGCUGCAGGAGCUGGAGAUCAGCGGGAACCCUUCGCUGGAUAAUUUGCUUCUUGGGACUUUUUCGAGACAGAGAAAUUUGACCAAACUGCUCCUCAAUUUUAACAAAUUUAAGACGGUGCUGCCUGGUAUGUUUGACGGAUUGAAACAACUGAAAACUCUGCAGUUGAAGGGAAACAUCAUAUCCCACCUGCCGGAAUUUCUUUUCUUCAACCUCGGCAACCUCGAGAUCCUGGACUUGUCUCAAAAUAAGCUUGAACAGGUAAAAACAGACACCUUUGCUGGUCUUUCGAAACUGGAGAUCCUAAAAUUAAAUUACAACUUCAUUAGCAAUAUUUCAUUUGAUAUCUUCCACAAUGUUUCUCGGCUGACGGAGCUUAACCUGGAAGGAAAUAAGAUAUCGGAACUCCCCGACGGUGUCUUCUCUGCGUUGACAAACUUAACUGUGUUGAACCUGCGAGGAAACCGUCUGAGAACCUUCAGUGAUAAAGUGUUUGAUUUGAAUGUUCCUAAUUUGUUAGAAUUGAACCUUAAAGGGAACAGACUAGCUGAACUGUCCUCUCUAAGCAGCCUUUUGUCUCUCACUGACCUUAUACUGUCCUCGAACCAUCUUUCAUACCUUCCCGAGGACACCUUUACAAACCUGACCUUGUUGGAGAACCUGGACCUGUCUGAAAACCAGCUCACAUUCCUCCCUGAGGGAAUAUUUAAUGGUCUGUUGACUUUAAAAACCCUUCACCUCCAGACCAACAACUUAACCAAUGUGCCACCCAACCUGUUAGUGGACCAGGAGCUGGUGCAGCAGCUCUACUUGUCCAACAACCAGCUCGAAACCAUCCCCUCGGGCCUCUUUGACACUUUUCUCCUGGAGCACACCGUCAGGCUUCACGGGAACCCCUGGAAAUGCGACUGCCGCAUGUGGUACCUGCACGACUGGGUUCGGAGAAACAGCCGAGAAGUGCAGAUGCUGGACAGGGUUUUCUGCUUGAGCCCAGAUUUUUUACGGGGACGAACAGUCGUUUCGGUUGACCAGAUCCAGCUGGUGUGUCCAGUGUCUACACACCUACCGCCUGAUGUGAGCCACUGCAGCCUCCAAACCUUCAACGACACCAUGAUCAUGAAAUGUAACGUGGACCAAUGUUCUCCUCUGACGGUGAAGCUGCAGUUUGAGGAAGAGGGUAAAAUUGUCAAGGAACAUGUUUUUAAAAAUGAACCUGAACUCUCUCGGUGUAGAAAUGACACGAGGGGAGAAAAGGACAGGCUUUAGUCCACUCUCUUCACCACUAGAACACAGCUUUGAACAUUUCCUGUCUUUUCCACUACAUUCAGUCAAUACUGUAAAUACUCAGCUGUUAUGUUACGCAACGUAUGUCUGCAGGAGGAUGAGACGGAGGUGAAUGAACUGUCUUCUGGGGGAUGUUUAAAGUUCAAUAUCCACACCAACAACAGGCUAACGUUAAAGCUUCACUCUAAAUGUAAAUGUCUGAAGAAGUUAAUCAUUGGAUGAUUUCAAUUUUGGGCCCUGGUGCUGUGUGGUGGUUUGUUCACCUGCAGUGAUGCUGCCCUCUGCUGGUGUUAUCUCUUCCGCAUCAGCUCACAAAAGGAGAGUAACUGUUAUAAAUUAUAAGCAUUGAGAUGAAA
This is a messenger RNA of Cynoglossus semilaevis (tongue sole), 2100 nucleotides long. Its product is annotated as carboxypeptidase N subunit 2-like. The record is from RefSeq and is a predicted model, not a curated record. Lineage: Eukaryota; Metazoa; Chordata; Actinopteri; Pleuronectiformes; Cynoglossidae. Gene Ontology annotation, molecular function: protein binding. The coding region runs from base 152 to 1726 and encodes 524 amino acids. The transcript has 2 exons.